GCAUUGCCGGCGAGCCGCGACGACGGACGCGUUGCAUAGUUUCUCUCGUCUCGCAUUUUCCCCGACUCAUAGAAAUCGUCUCGAACGAAUACACAAAGUACCACUAACUUCGCUCUUUGCGCUCGCAUCUGCGCAAAUAAGUGCGCGGGCAGGGAGUCGCCGGCUGCGACGUGUGCGAUUCUAUCGAUCACGCGAAGUGUCAACGGGUGUAUGUGCGUGGUUCUGCCGCUUGCGUCUUCUUUUUAGCCCCAUGUUGUCAUCGAAAAUUCUCCUUUCAUAAGCGCGCGCGAACGCCAAUAAACGCCCUUUUUCGUUCGCUGGUACCGUUCGUGAACAAACGGUGCAUAGUUUUGCGCGCGCGCAUGUAUAUACGCGUGUAUAUACGUGCGGGUGAUGGAGUUAUUGGCUUAGAAGCCCGAGGUUAUAGUCGACGAAAAUAGACGCGCGAGUAUCAAGAGUCAAGUGAAUCGCGGGCAUUGUUGCGAUUUACUAUAAUAUUUCGCAGCGACGAGUUUGUAUUCGCGGAAAAACUAUUGCGAAGAAAUGUACAUGCUUGUGUGUGUGUGCGACUGUGUCAGAUUUAACGGGAGCGUGGUGUAAUCUAGCAGCACGCGGUAUUUUCGUGGGAAGGUGUCGCGGAAGUAAACUUAUGAAGCACAAUUGGUAUUAGGUAGGAUUGAAAUGUUAUUAUUAAUUCAUGGUUCUUGUCAAAAUACUUGAAAACCGUGGCGGGAAAUUUUUCAAUCAACUAAUUGCAUUGAAGAAAAAUUGAAUAUCGUGUAUAUCGGAUAAUUGCUUGGAAAUACAAUAAACAAAAUACAAUAAACCAAAUAAAGCAAAUUGUAUAAAAUACUUUGUGCAUUGCAAUUCAACGUUUGUUACAAAGUGUAACGUGUGACGUGUAACGUGUUAAAGACACAAGAAGGAAAGUUGAAACCAGCGAAAUGGACAAUGAUUUAAGUCAGCUUGUGGAGUGAGCUGUAGCCUGAUCGAUGAGUUUUCUUGUCGUGGCAGUGUGCUGAUUGUACAGCGUUCUAUUGUAACAAGUUGCAACAUUCCGUGGCAAUACAAUAAGUAUAUCGGACCAACUGAAGCGACAGCAAACCAAGAUGAUUCUCCGCCGAAAGUCGCUGCAUAGCUGCAAUUGUCCCUGCCAUCAACAUUGCUCCACCAAAUGCACAGAAGAUGUAGAGAGUAUGACAGGCGAGAUAGAAAAUGGAGACCUGGCAGUUCGAGAUGUUGCAGAUCUUCUUCAGGCACAAUAUGCUAUUAUUACAGGAGGGAAAACGCGAGAGGGAUGUCCUAUAAUCACAUUUCCAGACAAUGGCAAUUUUCAUAAUUUGACAGACUUGGACUAUCAACGUCUCAUGUUAUACCUUACUUCUGUGCCAACAUUGCAAGAAGCUGAUCUUGGAUUCCAUUUGAUUAUUGAUCGAAGGAAUGAUAAGUGGAACUCAGUGAAAACAGUGCUUCUGAAAAUUUCUGCAUUUUUCCCUGGUUUAGUGCAUGUAGUAUAUGUUUUGCGACCUGCCGGAUUUUUACAGAAAGCCAUUUCGGAGGUAUCGAAUAAGCUGUUCCGCGAGGAUUUCAAGUUCAGAGUUAUUUUCUUGGCUAAUAUUGUUGAACUUCACGAGUUUAUAGAAACAGAUCAGCUCACUGAGCCACUCGGCGGCAAUUUACCAUAUUGUCAUCACACUUGGAUACAGAAUAGAAUUAGUCUGGAAAAGUUUUCAUCAAUGACGCAGGACGUAUCUUUCGCGUUAGAUUCCUUCACGCGACGUUUGGCUGAAGUGGAAUUUCCUAACAAUACUAUCGCUACGACCACAUUAUUGUCACAGCAACAAGCUGAGUAUAACGAGUUAAAAGAAGAGAUACUUAGCGCUGCUAGGCAUGGAGAAGCUCUUUUGGAUAGCGUACGGCAGCUAACUGGAAAAGGAACGGCUGAUAGAUUGGGAAAUGUUGCAGCAGUAGAGAGGCUACUUGUCCAGUUGGAGGAAACUGAGCGAACUUUCGACUUAUUUUGGUCACAUCAUAGCUCACGUUUGAGACAUUGUUUGGCUCUAAGGCAAUUCGAGCAAGAUUUCCGGGAAUUACAAACGACGUUAGAUCAGCAUCUAAAGACGGCGGAAGAAAUGACAGAGGUCGGCGAGACGCAAGUGCGAGUUGAGCAGCUGCUGCACGACACAUCGGCAUUUCAACGAAUAUGCAGAGGAGACAUAGAUCGCGCAGAAGAGGUGAUAUCCGCUGGUCAACAGUUAUUGUCCGGCAGGCAUCAAUGCCCAACGGACGUUGUGGAACCUAAAUGCGUGGAGUUGCAAAGAGUCUGCACCAUCCUUAGUCAGAGACUGGAGAGACGAUUGCACAUGUUAACCAAAUGCCGGGAGCUUAUGGAGCGUAUAGAUAAGGCUAAUACUUGGUGCACACGAGGGAUAGAAUUGUUGGCGUCGCAGAACAGCACCACGCCGCCGGAUCAAGCGCUUCAAGAGUUGCAGCAGUUGAUCGAAGCCGCGGAGGAGUUCCACCAUCCCCGAUGUAUCUUUCAAGAUUCCGUGAUGCCAGAAACUAAAGCGCUCAUUACUCAAGUUCUACAAAGGAUAGAAGAUGUAUCCUUGAUGUGCGAUAAGAGAAUAAUGGCACUAAAGCAGCAAUUGAUCAAACCAGCCAGACCAAUACAAACCGUUACUCCAGAACCAGUGAAACCCUUACAAUCACUGCCUCAAACUGUAAAGCCCAGCAGAGUUCUCAAAAAAGCCAACACCAUGCCAAAGAUGGAGAUGAGUCCUAUAGAGGGAGAAUCCUCAUCACCGGAAAGCGAGCCUCGAGACAUCGAAGCUUUACGUUUGAAACGCGGUCACGUCUUGGCGGAACUUGUGGAAACUGAGCGAAUCUAUGUAACCGAACUUGGUUCGAUCAUUAAAGGUUACAAGAUGGAAAUGACAAACGAAACGAUGGCCCAUUUGAUACCAGCUGCAUUGGUUGGCAAAGCGGACGUAUUGUUUGGCAAUUUAGAGGAUAUUUAUAAAUUUCAUAAUGAAACUUUUCUAAGAGACUUAGAGAACUGCAUCUCGAAUACUGAGUUGGUCGCUUUGUGCUUUGUUCAAAGACGCGAGACAUUCUUUGUAUUGUACAGUUAUUAUUGUCAAAAUAUACCGCGAUCUGAGAGAUUGCGCGAACAGAUACAGAGCGAACCGCAGUUUCUCGCAGCCUGUCAGCAGAAACUUGGUCACAAGUUGCCGCUCGCUGCCUACCUCCUCAAGCCCGUUCAGCGAAUUACCAAAUACCAGUUGUUGUUAAAGGAUUUAUUAAAGUACAGUGAUGAACCUUCAUGCUGUACCCAAUUGCAAGAGGCACUUGAUUGCAUGCUAGUCGUGUUAAAGUGCGUCAAUGACAGCAUGCAUCAAACUGCAAUAACGGGUUUUGGAGGUGAUUUGAGUGCACAGGGUGAAUUAUUGUUACAAGGCUCGUUUAGCGUUUGGAGCAGCAGUAAACGGGAGCGAUUAUUGCGAUUAAAACCAUCUCAACGGCAUAUCUUCUUAUACGAGAAAGCUUUGAUAUUUUGUAAGCAUAGCAAGCCUCAAGCUCACAACAAGGCUACAUACCAUUUCAAAAGAUAUUUGAAGAUGUCUCAGAUUGGUUUGACAGAAUCGGUGAAAGGCGAUGCUAGACGGUUCGAGAUAUGGUUGCAAGGCAGGGCUGAAGUACACACGAUACAAGCGCCCAGUAUCGAUGUUAAACAAUCCUGGGUGCGUCAGAUCAAGGGCGUUCUGAUGUCUCAGUUAGCCGAACUCAAAGGGAAACAGAAUUCGGCUCUUGGAAAAUCCAAUCAUAAGCCGUUGCGACAAACAAUCUCGUGGGAAGCUCAAAGCAGUAUAUCGGGAUCUUUACGAACACUAUCCGUCGAUGGUAACAGCGUUAUCUCGCACAUGACCGACGUCUCACAAUCUACGGAGGAGGAUGCGGCAUGGAGUUCGGAAAAUAGCAAUACGGAUGAGGAAGACGCUUUUGGCGACAAUCCAGGACCGGCACCGGGUGGAAGGUACGUGGCAUUGGCAGAUUAUUGCGCGGUGGGACAAUCGGAAGUGACGAUGCGCGAGGGUGAUACCUUGGAGCUUCUAAAAGUCGGCUGUGCUGGUUGGUGGUUUGUUAAACUAAUUGGCACUGGCAUGGAAGGCUGGGCGCCCGCGGCGUAUCUGGAACCGAUUAGUCGCAAAACGUCACGCAGUUCGCAGUCGGUCAAUAGUCAAGAGACUAUAUGAAACAGGCGACUAACACACUAGGAAGCUUGCUAGUGUGUUAGGUCUUUGUUUAUCUCAAGCUUGAGAUCGCCAGGUGUAUUGUUGUAUUGAGAAACAUUUAUUGUUGAAAACGGUAAGAGCAUUUUUUAAAUGGCGGAUGAAGUGGAUUUUUGGAAAUCUUUUAUAGCAUUCAAACAUGAUGAUGAGUUGCAUCAUUUUACAUUUUUCUUGUAUAAUACAAAUAUACAAUGCUUGACGUGUAACGCCUUUGUAUUUGCGAUACUAAGAACGUUAAGUUGAACGGGUGAUAAGAUUUUUACGUUUACGAGAAUUUUAUACUAAUGCAUACCGAGAAGGAGAGAUGGAACGGAAAGAGAAAUUUCUUCGUUCUAUGAUAAUUGUCGAGAACUUUGUUCGCGUUGUAACGUCAAAUUAAAUGAAGCCGUUCGUGAGCACAGAAUGACGUUUACUGAAUUGUACAAAAUGUAGCAUUGAAUUAAGCCGGGAUAUAUACGUGCACGCGCGCACAAUGGAGGACUCAGAUGUGAUCUUGAUCUAUCGAUCACGAUCAAUUUCUGAAAUAAUAAUGCACACACUGUAAUCAACAAGAGGAAGAACACUGAUAAUCUUAAACGUAUCGUCGUUUUGGUUACUACAUUAAGAAUCUACAUGAAGAAGUAAUCUAUGAAUGAGACUUAGUUUUUAUUUAUGACCCGGGUAAUCAAAUAUCGGCUAUGUACGCGAUUAAUUCCAAAGUUUAAUAUCGUAAGAUCGUAAAAAGGCGCGCGACACUCUUUCGCCCAUAAGAUUCUGCUAACGAUCCGAGAAACAAUCUUAUCCUUGCUUGGUGUAUACCUUGCGGUGUCGCGUGUCUAACGAAUCGAUCGCCAGACCCAUUGUCGUCGAUCGCACUCGUGUAUCAUUAUACAUUGGCUUAGAGUAGAAUAGAUUAUCCUAGAUGCAUUGUCAUCACAAUCGGAAAUAGUACAAUUUAGCGCAGUUUCGCGAGCUUUUGAGAGUAUUUUAGACGCUUUAUUUGCGAAGUUUGAGCUGUUUUCGCUUCCCGGGGUUGAAUUUAAAAUAUAUUUGCAAAGACUAUCGAAAAUAUAUAGAUCCCUUCGAGCCUUCAAAGACGAGAAAUGUGUGAUAUAAACGUUAGAGAUCGAUGCUUCUGCAGAUUAAUAAUUGUAAACAUAUGCAGAAAAAAAAAACACAAAUGUUUAAUUAAUAUAUCGCCAUUCUUAGGAAGUUAGACAUAUGUAUAUUGUUGACGAGUCGUUGCGACCAAAUAAGCUUGAGAUAUUAUGAAUAUGACUAUAAUGUAAACAUUAUAAACCAUUCGUUUCGAAAGAAUAACGCGGUGAUAGGAGGGUAAGAGAGAAAGAGAAAGAGGAGGGGAGUUAAGAAUUAUAUACAAUGUGUACACAAAUUUUCUAGGAGGCUAAACGGUUAACACCAACAGUAACACGCAAUAUCUGAUAUCGAUCAAUCUUAACAUCUAACAUUUUAGAACUACAUAUAAUAAACUAUCUCAGUUAUCUCUAGCGGAUUUCAUAACCCACCAAUUUCAUAAAUCUCUACUAUGAUAUAUAACAAUGUAUGAUAGCAUCAUUUGUACCGAAACAUUUGUAUGGAUAACAUAAUUCUUAAGGGAUUAUCUCGAUUGUUAUGAUUUUUUUCGCCAACGUCGUAUAUACGUUAUAAUUAUGUCCGCUCCUAUAUGAUAUACAUACACAAGGACAUGAUUUCAUCGCAACUUUUGAUAUAGCCUAUAUGAGUCUUGUUUUUGAUAUUUAUAAUUCAAGUAUUAUUUUAUUUAUUAUAGAUAAAGCGUGCGUUCUACAUGAUAUUUAUUAGAUAUUUAUUAGAUAGUUAUAUUUGUAAAAAAUAGAGAAUUAUUUAAUAUUGCAUAUAUAUACAUAAAUUGUAGCAAUCGAUAUAUUACAUUACAUUGGUCCAGGCUGGUUCAAAUUAAUUUACAGCAUACAGUAAAUACUAUAUAAAGCAUUUAAAGCUGUAUAAUUCUGUCAAUUUUAUAAUUAUAGAGUUCUAUAAUUAUAGAGUUUUAUAAUUAUAGAAACAACUAUACAUGAAUUUGUUUCUUAUUGGAAUGCUACGUUUAUACAUAUUCCAAUUAUGUAUAAGUGUCUUUGUGUUGCAAUUUUUACUUUCUACACUUCUUAAGGAUCUAUGCACAUUAUAUGUAACGUUAGCGUCACUUCAAUGUAUCGUCUAAAUUUUUUAAAUAUUGUAAUAUUUAUUCUCUCUACGAUAUUCUCUGCAGCAUUUAAAUUUUAUUCUGAAAAUAUUUUAAUGUUAAAAAUAAGAACGCAGUCGCAAUCUUAGAUUAGAUCGUUAUCAAUCGAGAUAGCAAAGCGGCUCCAGUGAUGCUAAAUAUCUUAACAAGGAAAAUAGUUGGACAGUACAUGUUUCGUAUAGUAUGCAUAGACUUUCAAUCUUUUGAAGUUGUAAUAUAUUCAUAUGUAUCCAUUUAUAUGCCGUCCUUAUAUUAACCGUAAGAUUUUAAUCAAAUGCAUGAGCAAUAUUAGUUUAAACGAUCGUUUUCCCGAUGCGUCUCUUUACGUUGCGAUAAUAAUAUUAAAGAUGUACGAACUCGAAUAGCCGGAAAUGUGAAUACGAAACGUUGGCUUUUCUGCGAUUAAUUUCAUUUACAACAUAAUAGACUUUAUGCAAAAAAAAAGAGAAGUUAAAAGUUAUUUAUAACUCUCGAAACUCUACUGAUAUCGUACAUUCUUUAGCGAAGACUUUCGCAAACAGUUCAUGAUCACUUUGUCGUUCAUGUCCUCGAUCGAGCAAUCCCUCAUCUGUAAAAUCGCGAUUAAGCGACCAAGUCUAAGUGAUACUUAUAAAUAUGCAAGGCGCGUUUUUUGUAGAAAUUAUAAAUAUAUAUAUAUAUACACACACAUACACACACAUAUAUAUAUAUAUAUAUAGACAAUAAUUAUACCUGCUGUUGAAGGAUACAUGACGCGUUCAUUCGGUGAUAACGAUGAUAAAUGUAUAAUUCCCGAAGCGAUACUUCCCUCCGCGAUUAACGGAGCAAAUAGAAGCAGGUUUCUGCGAGUGUGAAUCUCUCUCACCCCGUAGAUUAUGGAUUUAUAAUAAUAUUAAUAGAGAUCUCGUAUAUAUAAAUGCACUUUUGCGUGUGCAAUCUUUCAAAAAUGAAAAACUUAUGUGAGAGAGGAAUUUGACGUUCAACCGCAAUCUCUUUACGGAUGGUUCCUUUCGUCGUUCCUCGUCGGCAAGAGAGUGAUAGUAAAGUCUAUUUUUGCAUAUAACACGUGAUAAAGAGGCUGCCGAAAUCUCUUCUAUUUGCAUUACAUAUGUAUUAAGUAAGCGCUAUCAUUUCUCAUCAAUAAGAAUCGUUGGCGGUAUGCUUUUUCUUUAUUUAAUUAACAUAUAAUAUAUGCUUUAUUAAACUUAAAGAAUGAAAUUCUUCUUUCCUCUCGUAAUAAUUUGUAAUUAUAAAUUGUAAAUUAUUUUAUUCUUCAUACAGGAUGUCCCAGAAUAAUAAACUCUAAUAAAUUCGCAAAUUAGUCAUUUUAACACUAGAGAAUCAAAAACUAUCAAAAGGAAACUACGCAAACCUGAAAAUUCUGAUUUUAAUAAAACUUUAGAUGUAAGGGGUGGAGUAAAUAGAUGUGUGUUUAAUAAAAUUUUGAAAAAAUAAUUUUUUCGAAGAUUUUUGUUUUUUGUAUUUGAUUCUCUGGUGUUAAAAUGGCUCGUUUGUAGACAUUUAUUGACAAAAUUAAUUUCUCUUGGUGUCUUUUAUGCCACCUGAAAUUUGUCGGUCUAAUUUUGAGACACCCUGUAUAAGAAAGAAAUUUUACACUCGGAUUUUAAAAAUAAUAAUUUUUAUAUACGAGGCAAAAAAAUUGCUGAAACUUAAAUUAAGCGUGUUUGUUAAAUGAUUUUGUUUUAAACGUCUGUUUUUUAAAUUUUUUAAUUAUGUUAAAUAAAUAAAAGAAACAAAUGCGUUAGAAUUAUGCGUUUCGAAUAUAUUUUUGGUGUGUAUGUACAUUUGUACGAAGAGAUACGAGGCGUGAUACGAGUAUAUCGAAUAGCGAGAAAUGAUCAUUUUCAAUUGUUACAUAUAUACAUCAUCUUAUCGUCUUCAUGAAGGGAAUGCAAUGUGCAAUGUAUAUUCGAGCUCGUACAAGAAUUUUGUUAACUUGUCCGAAUCUUGCGUACAAUCAGUUGUCAAAUCUUGUAUGAGAGAUCUGCAAUAUAUUAAAACGGGAACAUUAAACGCGAGAAUUCAAACGGAGCAGCAAAAAA
Messenger RNA from Cataglyphis hispanica, 8534 nucleotides. Its product is annotated as guanine nucleotide exchange factor DBS-like. Gene Ontology annotation, molecular function: guanyl-nucleotide exchange factor activity; protein binding. Lineage: Eukaryota; Metazoa; Arthropoda; Insecta; Hymenoptera; Formicidae. Bases 1110 to 4256 code for a protein of 1048 amino acids. The transcript has 17 exons. Gene Ontology annotation, biological process: intracellular signal transduction. The record is from RefSeq and is a predicted model, not a curated record. Gene Ontology annotation, cellular component: cytoplasm.